CGAAACUUUAUAAGUUAUGCUCACACUUUGUUUUGUGUGUAUGCCAUGUGGUUAACUUUUAAAAAACAAAGUGUUUGUUUCUGAAUUAAUUAAUUUCCUAAUUAAUAAUUAAUAAAAAUGUCAAAAGUACGGGCUGUCGGCACUCACAAAGAAGUGGCGAGACAAGGGAUUUUAUUUAAUAAGAGUAAAGGUCAGCACAUUUUGAAAAAUCCUUUAAUUAUUCAAAGUAUGGUUGAAAAAGCUGCUCUUAAGCCGACUGAUGUUGUAUUGGAGAUUGGUCCUGGUACAGGUAAUAUGACUGUAAAAAUGUUAGAAAAGGCAAAGAAAGUAAUAGCGUGUGAAAUCGAUCCAAGAAUGGUAGCAGAAUUACAAAAACGUGUUCAGGGAACUGUUUAUCAGUCAAAGUUACAGAUAAUGGUUGGAGAUGUACUAAAAUCGGAUUUACCAUUCUUUGAUUUAUGUGUCGCAAACAUCCCAUAUCAGAUAUCAUCACCAUUAAUAUUCAAGUUACUUUCUCAUAGACCAAUUUUCAGAUGUGCUGUACUUAUGUUUCAAAGAGAAUUUGCAGAACGCUUGGUAGCUAAACCUGGUGACAAACUAUACUGUCGCUUAAGCAUUAACACACAAUUGUUGGCACGAGUGGAUAUGUUAAUGAAAGUUGGAAAGAAUAACUUUAGACCUCCACCUAAAGUAGAAUCAAAUGUAGUGAGAAUUGAACCAAGAAAUCCACCACCUCCAAUAAAUUAUCAAGAAUGGGAUGGUUUGACGCGAAUCGCGUUCAUCAGAAAAAAUAAAACAUUGUCUGCAACUUUUAAACAAACCACAGUUAUUACUUUGUUAGAAAAAAAUUAUAAAAUUCAUUGUAGUUUAAAUAAUAAGAUUCUUCCAGAUGAUUUUGAUAUAAAGCAAUUGAUAAACCAUAUAUUAAAAAAAGCAGAUGCUGAAAAUAAACGAGCCAGGACUAUGGACAUAGAUGAUUUCAUUAGCCUUUUACAUGCAUUCAAUGCGGAAGGUGUACAUUUUGUCUAAAUUAUAUAUUUAUAUUAGAUCAUGCAUUGUUGGUUUAUUAAACUAAAAAUUUUAUAAGGAUGUG
Molecule: messenger RNA, 1093 nt
Organism: Camponotus floridanus (Florida carpenter ant)
Lineage: Eukaryota; Metazoa; Arthropoda; Insecta; Hymenoptera; Formicidae
Product: probable dimethyladenosine transferase
Exons: 5
Coding region: 118-1029 (303 amino acids)
Biological process (GO): rRNA methylation
Cellular component (GO): mitochondrial matrix
Molecular function (GO): rRNA (adenine-N6,N6-)-dimethyltransferase activity
Source: RefSeq, a predicted model, not a curated record